Zingiber officinale is the source of this 969-nucleotide messenger RNA. Its product is annotated as protein trichome birefringence-like 9. Gene Ontology annotation, molecular function: O-acetyltransferase activity. Gene Ontology annotation, cellular component: Golgi apparatus. The record is from RefSeq and is a predicted model, not a curated record. The coding region runs from base 1 to 936 and encodes 311 amino acids. NCBI's taxonomy places the organism in Eukaryota, Viridiplantae, Streptophyta, Magnoliopsida, Zingiberales, Zingiberaceae. The transcript is spliced from 3 exons.
AUGGAGAAGGCGCCUCCACCGCGCUUCUUCUUCCUCAAGAGAUCAGAAAUUGUUUUCUCCAUCUUCUCCGUCAUCCUCCUCCUCUCCCUCCUCCUCCUCCUCCACUGGUUCACUCCCUUCCAGCCACUUCUUUUGCUCCGCAUCGCCGGCGGUACGUAUGAUAAACCACCGCCGGAGGGCGACGCCGCCUGCGAUUACACCUCCGGUCGGUGGGUCUGGGACGGGACCCACCGGGCCGAGGCCUACACCGAGGAUUGCCCCUUCCUCGACCCCGGUUUCCGAUGCCGUCAAAAUGGCCGCUCUGAUUCCGGCUAUCUUUACUGGCGGUGGCAACCCCGUGGCUGCAAUCUCCCCAAAUUUAACGCAUCAGAGUUGCUGGAGAGGAGCAGAAACGGGAAGAUAGUCUUCGUGGGGGAUUCGAUCGGGCGAAACCAGUGGGAGUCGCUCGUGUGCAUGCUGGCCAAAGCGGUGCGCAACCAAUCGAGCAUCUACGAGAAGUACGGGAAUCCGAUAACGAAGCACAAGGGCUUCCUCUCCAUCGUCUUCAGCGACCACAACCUCACGGUGGAGUACUACCGCGCCCCGUUCCUCGCCGCUGUCAGCCGGCCGCCUCCGGCCGCGCCGAGCAGCGUCCGUAGCGCCAUCCACCUCGACGAGCUCAAUUGGCAAUCCAAGCACUGGGUGGACGCCGACGUGCUGGUCCUCAACGCCGGCCACUGGUGGAACCAAAAGAAGACGAUUGGAUCGGGAAUGUAUUUUCAGGUGGGCGGAGAAAUAAACACGACCAUGGAUGUGAAGGAGGCAUUUCGUCGAACGAUUGAUACGGUCAAGCUAUGGAGUUUGAACAAACUGCAAAAGGGCUCUGUUUUCUUCAGGAACAAUUCUCCAAUUCAUUUCAGGCAAGUCGCCAUUAAUUUCUUAAAUUCUAUAAAUUAACUAAUUAAUCUACGAACGAUCCAACACGGAGUG